Messenger RNA from Didymodactylos carnosus, 2007 nucleotides. NCBI's taxonomy places the organism in Eukaryota, Metazoa, Rotifera, Eurotatoria, Philodinida, Philodinidae. The record is from the annotation of a GenBank genome assembly.
AUGCCAAUUCGUUUAGAUCUUUCUCCAAAAGCACUGUUAAAAAAAUUCUUGAAUAAUCAACUUCGUGUCUAUUCUGUCUUUUAUCUUUGUGGUAUUGGUGCAUUCAUCUAUUUAACAUGUCCAUUUGUUCAUCAUCGUACAUAUUUAUCUGAAAAUGCUCUUUCACCAGGACUCGUCUCAUCUGAUAUCUCAAUGUCUGAACAAACACGUCAACUCAACAUACUAUUACGUCAAACAUUUAAAAAUAAUAAAGAAAAUAUUCAAGAUAUUUUGUGCAAACUAUUGCGAGAUAAUGGAAUUGAAGCUUAUAAACAACGAUUUUCGUACAAUUUAUCAGAAAAUUCAUCUUUAAAUGUUUAUGGAAUUGUACGAGCGCCAAGAACAGCAUCAACAGAAGCUAUUCUGUUGGUUGCACAAUUAUAUGUUCAUACACAGGAUAAAAAACAAUUAAAACCAAAUAUAUUAGGUUUAUCUCAGACAUUAACGAUGGUAUUUGCAUUACGUCGUAAGCCAUACAUGUCAAAGGAUAUUAUCGUCUUAUUUUCCAGUGAACAAGAAUUGGGUGCUAAAGCGUGGCUAAAAUCGUAUUAUCAUGCUUAUGAUGAAGAUUCGCUUAUUAAAGCUGAUUCUCUGCCUGCACAUGCCGGUUCAAUUCAAGCUGGUUUAAGUUUAGAAUUUCCAUCAGAUAAAUUUUAUUCAAUUGAUUUACGUUUCAACGGUCUCAAUGGUCAAUUAGCAAAUUUAGAUUUAAUCAAUACUCUCAUUCAAUUAUGUGAUAAACAAUCGAUACCAGUUACAUUCAACUAUGUCUAUGUUGAUUUAUCAACAAAUGAAGAUGCUAUAAAUUAUUUAUUAAAAUCAGCGAAAACGUUGCUAUUAAAUCUAUUAACCUUAUCAACAGGUGUUUCUGAUGGUUUACAUGGACAAUUUCUUCAUUAUAGAGUUGAAAUGGUGACAUUAUUUGGAAGUUUAAAUAAACAACAUACAUAUCAACAUAGUCCAAUUACGAUACGUGCAAUUGAAAAUGUUCUAGAAGGAUAUAUUCGUAGUAUUAAUAAUCUUCUUGAACGUUUUCAUCAAUCCUUUUUUUUCUAUUAUUUAAUUAAUCGUCGUAAUUUUGUUUCUAUUUCUGCAUAUAUUAUUCCAUUAGGUAUUAUAUGUGCACCACUCUUAUUACGUGCACUUGUUCUCUAUAUGACAAAGUUUUUUCAAAAUGAUGAUCGAAUAAUAAAAACAUUAGGACGAAAAAUGAAAUUUCCUAUUAGUUAUGAAUUUAUGUUAAAAGAAUUUUUAACAUGUUCAGUAACAAGUUUCGUAUUUUACACGAUAUUUAAUUAUUUUUAUUCAAAUCAACUUUUAUCAAUAUUUCUAUUGAUCUUCACAGCCAUUUUUUGUCUUAAUCCAGUCUAUUAUCGACUAAAAGCAAUAAAAACUGUUUCGUCCGAUAUUGAUGAAUAUAAUUUUGAUUUUUAUCAAUUUUUAUUAUUAAUUUAUGGUGCAGCUCUGUUAGCUUGUUUAUCAUUGUUAAAUCAUUCAUUAGCAUUUCUAUGUUCAUUAUAUUUAUUGCCACUUUAUGCUCUUGCAGGAAUUUCAAAAUUUACUCGAGAAUUUUUCUUUGUUAAAUAUGUUACACGAUUUUGUUUUGUUGUGAUAUUUAAUCCCAUAUUAAUAUUAUUCAUCUACUAUUUACUUACAGUAACAUUGAUAAAUGGAUGGUCGAUUAAGAAUGUGGCGCAAUUUCUGACUGAUAUGAGACAAUUUUUUACGUAUUAUCGACAUUUUUUUCAUAUAUGGACAUAUGAUGUUGUAUGUUUAGGAUUACUACCACUGUGGUUGGCUUUAUACAGAAGUACGUACUGGAAAUGGAGACCAAUUAGUUCUGUGGAGAAGCAGGAGCAACAACAACAACAACCACCACAAGUAUUAUUUCCAAACAAAGAGCAACAACAAACGAUUGAGGACGAAGGAUUACAUUUAGAUGAAAUAGAAGAGAACGUAAAUAAAUAA